AUGGCCAUAUACUCGUGCUGGAUAUUCAACAGACAUUGCAACUGCGUCUACAGCAGGGAAUGGGAACCAAAGAUCCCCACCGCAGGAAGCAGGCUUUUCUCGCCUUUCACCAACAAUAGCAGCACCAGCACCAGCACCAAUUCCACCACAACUUCUUCGUCUACCGUAAAUCAGACCGCCUCUACUUCUAAAAACGAAUUGGGAAACGGCUUGACAAAUGUCUCCAAUCAAAACGACAAGGCCAAACUUCUAUUCGGGGCGAUCUUCUCUCUACGUAACAUUGCCUCGAAAUUAUACUCGCCAAAAAACAACCAUGAUCCUAAUGAUGAACUGAUCAAUCCUAACCUGAUAUCUAACUACUUGACCACUUUCUCCACAAAUAAUUACAGAGUCCACUACUUUGAAUCGGCAUCUAAUUGGAAAAUCGCCUUGAUCUCCGACCCAAAAUGCCAGGACUUGCAAUCUGCCUUGAACUUUAUUUACGUGCAAUUGUUCAAUGAUUUUGUUGUGAAAAAUGCUUUGAGUCAAAUCGAUUUUGACGAAGGAGAAUAUAUUGAUAAUCCAGCAUUUAUAAAUGGUCUUGAUAAUUACGUUACAUCGUUACCUGCAUUUACUUCUUGA
Saccharomycopsis crataegensis is the source of this 621-nucleotide messenger RNA. Its product is annotated as TRAPP subunit BET5. The transcript has a single exon. Gene Ontology annotation, biological process: endoplasmic reticulum to Golgi vesicle-mediated transport. NCBI's taxonomy places the organism in Eukaryota, Fungi, Ascomycota, Saccharomycetes, Ascoideales, Saccharomycopsidaceae. The record is from RefSeq and is a predicted model, not a curated record. Bases 1 to 621 code for a protein of 206 amino acids. Gene Ontology annotation, cellular component: TRAPP complex.